AGCAGGGCGCGCCGGGCCCCCCGCCCGCCCGCCUUGCGCGCGCGCGCCUGCGCUGCUCCCCGGGCCGGGCGGCAGAUGGAAGCCCUGGAGAGGCGAUGACGGCGACGAAGCGCGGCCGAGUGGUGCAAAGCUGCGCCCGCAGGGCUUCGGCUUCAUCGCCCCUGAAGACGGCGGCGCCGACGUAUUCGUGCACUCGCGGGAGGCUGGCAUGCUAGACGAGGGGGACGUCGUCGAGUAUGAGGAGAAAGAGGACCGCAUGGGCGCGGGAAAGGUCGAGGCCACCCACAUCAAGGUGGUCAAGGAGGCCGGCGGCGGCGGCCGCGACCGGGGCGGCCGCGACAGGGGCGGCCGCCGCCGCGGCGGCAGCUCGGACUCGCGCGACGACGGCGAGUACAGCUAGAGC
Prorocentrum cordatum is the source of this 403-nucleotide messenger RNA. Lineage: Eukaryota; Dinophyceae; Prorocentrales; Prorocentraceae. The record is from the annotation of a GenBank genome assembly.